UAAUUGAAUAAAGAAUUGAUUUUCGUGUAAAUGGAUUAAAAUCACAAUCAGAUUAACUUAGAUAUGUUCAGUACGAAGCAAACAUGGGCGAUGGUGUGGUAAAGAAUGGCGCGUAUAAAUAUGAUGAUAGUACAAAAUAUAUCGGAGAUUGGAAUCGUAAAGGAUUGAAACACGGCGCUGGCUUAUUAGUUCUUCCAGACGGGACACGAUACGAAGGAGCAUUUCAGAAUGGAUUAUGUUCUGGCUUGGGAGUUAUCAUAUUUUCCGAUGGAGCAAAAUACGAAGGAGAAUUUAUGCAAGGAUGGUUCCAUGGCCAUGGUGUAUUUUGGAGAGCUGAUGGAAUGAAAUUCGAAGGGGAAUUUCGCGGGGGUCGUGUCUGGGGCUUAGGUUUAGUGACUUAUGCCGAUGGAUCGCAUGGAUUUCCAAGGAAUGAAGGUUUUUUUCAAGAUUGUAGAUUACUAUUCAUAAUAGUUUGCGUUUUGGCUGCGGCCAAUGCCGGCUAUGUCGGAGUGUCUCCCUUACAAUAUCAGAUUGCACCAAUAGCGCAUGUUCAACCCCAUGCUAUUACGUCGACAUCUGAUAAUAUAUUACGCAGCCAUGGUAAUUUGGCACAAGUAGCUACGCAAACGAAAACCAUCGAUACACCUUUCUCUAGUUCAAGCAAAACUGAUAUUCGCGUAAGCAAUCCGGCGGCUGUUACGUAUGCGCAUUUUGCUCAUCCAGCUACCCCAUUGACGUAUACUGCUGCUGCUAUACCGGCAACGGCGGCUAUACGUGCUCCGGCCGCUCUCGGAGUCGCUUAUUCACCGGCAGUCGAGGUAUCUCAUAUGAGUUACAGCAGUCCAAUUGGAGUUGCUUACGCCUACUGAAUAGAAUUGAUUACAUAUACUUGCCGACUCUGUUUAUAUAAAAUAUAUAUAUAUAUAUAUAUAUAUAUAUAUAUAUAUAUAUAUGCAUAUACCUAUUUAUAAUCAUCAAGUAUUCUGCAACAAUUGUAACUUGUCGUGUAUACGUAAUAAACUACAUUUU
This is a messenger RNA of Nylanderia fulva, 1029 nucleotides long. Lineage: Eukaryota; Metazoa; Arthropoda; Insecta; Hymenoptera; Formicidae. The record is from RefSeq and is a predicted model, not a curated record.